Messenger RNA from Sceloporus undulatus (fence lizard), 1688 nucleotides. RefSeq names its product adenylate kinase 8-like. The transcript has a single exon. Gene Ontology annotation, biological process: nucleoside triphosphate biosynthetic process. Gene Ontology annotation, molecular function: nucleoside diphosphate kinase activity; ATP binding; AMP kinase activity. NCBI's taxonomy places the organism in Eukaryota, Metazoa, Chordata, Lepidosauria, Squamata, Phrynosomatidae. Gene Ontology annotation, cellular component: cytoplasm. The coding region runs from base 1 to 1476 and encodes 491 amino acids. The record is from RefSeq and is a predicted model, not a curated record.
AUGGAUGCCUCCAGCAAGCCCCACCGUAUCCCUCCGGCAAUGGGCAUCUACGCUGAGAGGCACAACAUCUUCCAGCUCAUGCAAAACAUGACGGAAGCCCUCCUCAUCUACCAGCCUCAGGAUCCCAUCGAGUUCAUGAUUGAGCACCUGAAGAAAGACAACGACGAGGUGCCCUCCGUCUUCGUCCUGGGGCCGCCAGCCUCGGGGAAGACCACUAUUGCCCUCUGGCUCUGCAAGCACCUCAGUGCCACCUACCUCUGCCCAGAGGAGCUCCUGAGGAACAAACUCCUCCACAGGUCCAGAGAGGCUUUGGUGCACCAGAAGCGCGAAGGGAAGGUCCCCAGUGACCUCUGGGCCUCCAUGCUGGAGGAACGCUUGGGCGACGUGGACUGCGUGAAGCUCGGCUGGGUCCUGGACGGGUUCCCCGAGACGCGGAAGCAGGCCCUGCAGCUCCAGUCAGUGGGCAUUGCCCCCCGCCACGUGGUCAUCCUGAAGGCCCCAGACAUGGUGCUGGUGGAGAGGAACCUGGGCAAGCUGGUGGACCCCCUCACCCACGAGGUCUACCACACCACCUUCGACUGGCCCAUCGACUUCACGGUCCAGAAGCGCUUGGUGCGGCCUGACGGCAUCUCACCCAAGGCCACUGCCCGGCGCCUGCUGGAGAGCCACCGGAACAUCCCAGGCAUUCUCCAGACCUACCCAAAUAACCACAAGAUCAUCAAUGCCGACCAGCCCUGUGCGGACGUCUUUGCCCAGACCCUGAACUUUGUCCAGAGCCGACCCCACUCCGAGGCCCCCUACACCCCCCGGGUCCUGCUCCUGGGACCGCCAGGCAGCGGGAAGAGCCUCCAGGCGGCCCUCUUGGUCCAGAAGUAUAGACUGGUCAAUGUCUGCUUUGGGGACCUUCUGCGGGAGCAGGUUGCCGGCCGGACGGCCAUGGGCGACCUCAUCAAGCCCUUCUUUGGGAGUGGCUACCCAGUGAACGACAGCAUCGCCCUACGGGUGCUCAAGGACCGCCUGGCCCAGCCGGACUGUUUGAGCCGUGGCUGGGUGCUCCAUGGCUUCCCCCGCGACGUAGACCAGGCCGUUCUGAUGAAGCAGAUGGGCUUUGAGCCCAACCGGGUCUUCUUCCUCAACCUGCCUACCGACGUGGCCAUGCAGCGCCUCUGCCAGCGGGCCACGGACCCUGCCUCGGGAGAGCGCUACCACACCGUCUUCAAGCCACCUUCGGAUGAGGAGGUCCACCACCGGCUGCGCAGGAACCCCCGGGAUACGCCAUCCCGUGUGGAGAGGAAGGCCGAGGUCUAUGCCCGCCAGGUGGUAGACCUGGAGGAGUACUAUGAGCAUGCCAUCUUCCUCAAUGCCGACCAGGACCCCUACACCAUCUUCGAGAACAUUGAGAGCCGCCUGGUCAAGCCGCUUCCGGUCACCCCAGCCAGGAUGCAGUUCGCUGCCAGCCCCGAGGGACACCUGUGACAGAGGCCGGCUGGGCACAUGGAGGUGGCUGGUCAGUGUGGCCCAUCUCCAUGGGUCAGCACAUCCAAUGCAUGCGUGAAUGCCAACACCGUCUCUCAGCGAGGGCACAGUUAAUGCUUUUGCAGUCCUGAACGUCAUGCGCCCCUCCACUAAACCAUGAGCCAUGAGGGUUUCCCACAGCUCUGUGUUGCCACGUGGUGCGUGGGUGCCAG